Colletotrichum lupini is the source of this 1971-nucleotide messenger RNA. Its product is annotated as tetratricopeptide. The transcript has a single exon. The record is from RefSeq and is a predicted model, not a curated record. Gene Ontology annotation, molecular function: protein binding. Lineage: Eukaryota; Fungi; Ascomycota; Sordariomycetes; Glomerellales; Glomerellaceae. The coding region runs from base 1 to 1971 and encodes 656 amino acids.
AUGGCGCAUCAGAACGGCGGGAACACUGUCUUGCUGACCGAAGAAGAGGCCCAGCGGAUUCGGACCACUGUACAAGAGUCACAGAAGAAAUGCUCAACACAAAAGGGCAACGCCAGAGAGUUUCGAGAUGCUCACGCUACUGUCAGCCAGGCAACUGGUACAUCACUCAUGAUGGACAUGGGUCAAAUGAGUGGACAGGGUCAGAAGGACACAAUCCCAGCUCUUGGUGUUGGUCAGGCAUAUCCACCAAGCACCGUAUCCCUGGAUGAACUCAAGCCUAUGAAAUUUUCGGAACUCAUACUAGAGACUCAUCACCGUGGGCGUUCUUUGACAGUGCAGCGUGCGAGGCGCUGUCCGGUGGUGGCUCUUGCCGCCCGGUCAUGGACUGUUGUCCAAGAUGAGGAAGAGAAGGAGACGGAACGUUUGGAGAUGGUCCUGCAUAAGACAACAGAUGGCGAAGACACCCUUGAGUCGGCACGGCGAUUCAUCAUCAAGGAGCCGUACUUCACGCUGACGGAAGAGGGUGAGGCUACCCUGCGGAUCGACCACCCCUCCGAUCUCGUCAUCAUUAGAGAGGAGAUCGUGAAAGGCAGCUUGAGCGAGGUCGAGGAUGGGACCAAGGGGGACGAGAUUGCAAAGAAGUGCAAGGACAAGGGUAACGCGGCACUGCAAAAGAAGGACCUCCCUCUUACUCGGACAAGUUACAGCCAAGGACUCAAGGUUGCCAGGCAAGAGCCCGUCCAAAAGACGAACCCGGACAUCGCAAGAGACAUUGCACGGAACCGAGCUCACGCGCAUCUGCUCAUGGACCGACAAGACGAAGCCAUCGCUGACGCUAAGGCCUCUCUCAUUGGCGCCGACGAUCAGAAGUCUAAGGAACUCGACAGCAAAGCCUACUUCCGCGCCGGCAGCGGCGCUUACAACCUGGGCCAAUUUGAAGAGGCCAAGCAGUACUUCGAAAAGGCUCACGAACUCGCACCCGCGGAAAGAGGUGCGGCAGUGUAUCUGCGCAAGGUGGAGAUGCGGCUUCGCGAACAGGAAAAGGGGUCGUAUGACCUGCAGAAGAUCAGGGCUAAUCUCACGAGAGUCUCACCACGGGUCGACGCGGCAACCUUCACUGCGAAGACUGAGGUCAAGGAUAGCAAAGGGCGAGGCCGAGGCUUGUUCGCAACUUGCGAUAUUGCCGCUGGAGAGAUAGUCAUGGUUGAGAAGGCUUUCUGUGUGGUCUGGGGUCAUGAGAGCGAGGUUCUGACCGCAAUGACCUACGAUGUCCGCGACGACAAGAUUAGGGUGGCACCCGUCGGCCUAACUAAGGCCAUCUCUCAGAAGCUCCUUAGGAAUCCUUCGCAAAUCGCCAAGGUGCUGGAUCUUUACGGAGAUUACCAGGGUGAGGGUAAGGCCACGUCAGAGACCUCAGAGGGCCCGGUGGUCGACGUCUUCCGGAUCCACGAUAUCGUCUCUCGUAACGCUUUUGGGCCCGGCGGCCAGUACGGAGAGGAGGGCGCGAGGAACGCAAGCACCGGUCUCUGGGUCUGGGCGGCUUACAUCAAUCAUUCCUGCAUUGCCAACGCCAAGAAGGACUACGUCGGCGAUCUAAUGGUCCUCCGCGCGUUACGACCAAUUGCCAAGGGCGAGGAAAUCUUCCACAGCUACGAUGAGUCGAGCAACUACGAGGCGAGACAGCAGGCUCUUAUGACGACGUGGGGCUUCGAGUGCAACUGCGCUCUUUGCGCUGGUGAGAAGACCGACGACGCCAAAUUGCGCCAGAAGCGCCAAAUGCUGGUAAACGACGCGGAUGACUUUGUUUCGACGACACACUGGACCAACGCGAAGAGGAUUACCAUUGCCAAGGCUCAGCGCCUGGCGAAAGAUAUCGACGCGACAUAUGAAGACAAGAAGUACGAUGGUGUUCCUCGUCUGGCAUCAGAGAGGGUUCGGGAAUGGCUCACAAAGGCAGCUCCCCGCAAGUGA